Messenger RNA from Portunus trituberculatus (swimming crab), 1821 nucleotides. RefSeq names its product protein ALP1-like. The transcript is spliced from 3 exons. The record is from RefSeq and is a predicted model, not a curated record. Lineage: Eukaryota; Metazoa; Arthropoda; Malacostraca; Decapoda; Portunidae. Bases 355 to 1626 code for a protein of 423 amino acids.
CCUUCAGUUUAUGUCAUGCCAUACCGCUAUGAAUCCACCAGCCUCACCAGCUGAGAGGCAGAAAAUAGCAAAAAAGUAAGUGUGGCGACUUUAUUGAGUUGACGGCAGCAGACGAUCGCAAUGAAUUACACUAACACACAUAAGGCUGAUUCACGCGUAUCAAUUUGCGGAUGAAAAUGCUAGCCGCUAGAGCCUAGAAAUAUCAACAGAGCCUUAUACUAGCCGGAACACGUUUACACCAAGCGACUGGGAAGUAUCGGCUGGACCGGAUGGUUGCCAGCAGUGAUUGCCGCUUGGCGGGAAGAGAAUGUAAACAAACAGAGCCAGGCUGCAGGCAGUUACCCACGAGUCACGAUGUCAGAGUCUUCCUCCAGUGACGAUGCUGUAGCGGUAACUACAUUUCUUUUGGCCUACCGGAAGUUUCGACGGAAAAGAAAAGAUCGAUGCAUACGUCCCUCGCCAAAUAAAAAAGAAAAAAAGACUGUCAAGUCUACUAUUUUACCUGAGCCGAGGUUGAAAGACACUGACAGCAUGAGACAGUGUAUACACCUCAACAGGGAGCAGUACCAUGAUCUGCUGCAGCUUAUGACUCCCCAUAUCAAGAAGGAAGAUACCCAUAUGAAGGAUGCAGUGACAGCUGAUGAACGCCUAACACUUACGCUGCGUUAUCUAACAACAGGAGAAACACAGUCAUCCUUGGCCCGCCAGUUCAGGCUCAGUCGCUCGUUGAUUUCAAAGAUCAUCCCAGAAGUGUGCCAUGCCAUACACUAUGUCUUGGGAGCUAAAUAUGUCAAGCUCCCCAGCAGUGAAGACGAGUGGCGACAAAUUGCUAGUGACUUCUUCACAGAGUGGAACUAUCCGAUGUGUAUUGGAGCACUUGGUGGAAAAUGUGUACUAAUUGCGAGAUCUCAAAACUCAGAUUCAGAAUACUAUGACUACAAAGGCCAUUUUAGUACCAUGAUGAUGGCACUUGUUGAUGCCAACUACAAUUUUAUGUAUGUUCAUGUUGGUGCUUGUGGUAAGGAAAGUGAUGGUGGAGUUUGGGAUCAUUGUAGCUUGAAAAAAGAACUUGAAAACAAUGACAUUAGGAUACCUCAACCAGAGAAUAUCCCCUUCACUGAUAGGCAGAGCCCAUAUGUAAUUUUAGGUGAUGAUGCUUUUCCUUCAAAGUCAUACCUAAUGAAACCUUAUGAAGGGUAUGAUCUAACACAUGAACAAAUAAUUUUCAAUUACCGUUUGUCCAGGGCAAAGAGGGUAUCAGAAAAUGCAUUUGGCAUACUAGCUGCUAGAUUUCAAAUUUUUAAUAAGCCCAUCAACACAUCUCCACAAAAUGUAAAGGACAUAGUACUUGCAACUGCAGCUCUGCACAAUUUCCUCAGACAUGACUCAGAAGACACUUAUUCCCCGAGUGAUCUGUUAGACAGAGAAGAUGUGAAUAACUGUAGGCUGCAACGAGGUCAGUGGCAUUAUUAUCCUCACAAUGCUUUGGAAGGAUUGCAAGCAGUGCCCAGAGGACUAAUGGAAACUGCUAAAAGUGUCCAAGAUACAUUUAAGGAUUACUUUAACAUGGAGGGAAAAGUGUCAUGGCAAGACGACAUGGCGUUAUUACAUGCACUGAUGGAAUAAUGUGUAUUGAAGUUCUAGGAAAUUGUAGUGCUAUAAUGAUUCAAUUGCCUAUUGAAAGGAUAUAUUUAAAGUAUUACUUAUCAAAAGAUUUACUCAAUACCUAGAAAGAAGUUUAAGGAAAAUAAAACUUCUUUUUUUUUUCUCUCUUUUUCUUUUCUUGAAACAAAUUUGAAGACAAUAAAAUAUGAAAAUCUG